CUUCAAUAGGUACCGCGUACAAGGACGGACUACCUAGUGGCUGCAUGCAUUAGCGCUUUACCUAAUUUAGGUAUAGUACCGGGGGGAUUUAUUACAGAAGCUCCUGUUGGGUUGUUUGACAAAGCUUGGGUCAAACCGUCAAAAGAACCUAUCACACCACACGAUCUGACACCAUCGUCGCCUUUCUCAUCUCGGACUACCUACCUACUAUCUAUCUAUCUAUCGUCGUCUUUUAUCCCGUUUGUAGCCCGUGCCUCUCGAGAAAUUAACGACGUUGCGUAAUCCCAUCUCCCGUAACCUUACCAAUGGACCACGGAGAUGGGGGACACGGCGGCAUGCCGAUGUGCAACAUGAAUAUGCUCUUCACAUGGGACACGACCAACCUCUGCAUCGUCUUCCGCCAGUGGCACAUCCGCGGCACGACCUCGCUGGUCUUUAGCUUGCUCGCCAUCAUCGCCAUUACCGCUGGUUACGAAGCUCUGCGCGAGGGCAUUCGACGCUACGAGUCCGUCAUAGCUGCCAAGCAGGACGCUGCACCCAUCGAACCAAAUACUGAGAGCGCGUCAUUACUUGGGGUAGGACGAAGCAGCCAGGCCGACGCGAUUGGGCGACGGGCCCAUCUCCUCAAAGCCGUGCUGUACGGCGUACAGAACUUUUACGCCUUCAUGAUCAUGCUACUCUUUAUGACUUACAACGGUUUCGUCAUGUUCUCCGUGGCUAUCGGAGCCGGCCUCGGAUACUAUUUCUUCGGUUCGCAUACGAGGGCCGUAAAGGAGACAGCUUGCCACUAGUCUCUAGAUGCUGGAUAAGCUUGAGCUAAGGUCACGCUCACUAACAUCUACUACGCGGGCGGGUGGAUAUUCAGAAUAGAGAGAUGCGAAGCUACUAUGAAGGGCCUAAUUUAGAACUCUACAACUAGAAGAUAC
Daldinia caldariorum is the source of this 926-nucleotide messenger RNA. Its product is annotated as Ctr copper transporter family protein. Gene Ontology annotation, cellular component: membrane. Gene Ontology annotation, molecular function: copper ion transmembrane transporter activity. The transcript is spliced from 6 exons. The record is from RefSeq and is a predicted model, not a curated record. Gene Ontology annotation, biological process: copper ion transmembrane transport. Lineage: Eukaryota; Fungi; Ascomycota; Sordariomycetes; Xylariales; Hypoxylaceae. Bases 306 to 791 code for a protein of 161 amino acids.